CCGGCUGCGUGAAGGAGUGUAGGAGACUCCGAACAUCUCUCAGCGGAGCGGAGUCAGAAAGAAGCAUCUCUACUCUCCUCAUACAGACGGAGGAGCGGACUCUGUCGAGGUACGUGGUGGUUAUCUUAACACAUCACUCACAUCUGUGAGGGAGACGCUGGUCAACCGGCUCUUCUCUUAAUGAAGGGACUUAACGCGGGCACGUCGUUUAUUUUGGAGUUUAAUUCCUGAAUGUUGAAUGACAAAGUCUCCGCAGCAUCGAGUCUCUCUGUGGUUCAACGUGUUGAGUCGCAUCUCGUCCUGCUCCUCGUUCACAGAUGGUCUCCGGACGGCAGCCCAGCGCGCCUCUGUGGUUGGACAAGGACUAAUUGGUCUCCCACUGAGGAGAGUUACUGGUCCCACUGAGGAGAGUUACUGGUCCCAGUGAGGAGUGUUACUGGUCCAACUGAGGAGAGUUACUGGUCCCAGUGAGGAGUGUUACUGGUCCCACUGAGGAGAGUUACUGGUCCCAGUGAGGAGUGUUACUGGUCCCAGUGAGGAGUGUUACUGGUCCCAGUGAGGAGUGUUACUGGUCCAACUGAGGAUAGUUACUGGUCCCAGUGAGGAGUGUUACUGGUCCCAGUGAGGAGUGUUACUGGUCCCAGUGAGGAGUGUUGCUGGUCCCAGUGAACAUAGCCCUACUGGUCCCAGUGAGGAGUGUUACUGGUCCCAGUGAGGAGUGUUACUGGUCCCAGUGAGGAGUGUUACUGGUCCCAGUGACAGCCCUACUGGUCCCAGUGAGCAACAUGCUGCUGAACGGCGGCUCGUGCGGUAACAUCACGGAUAUCAUCGUGCGCUCCGGGCCCGGCAUGAGCAUCUUCUUCUUCGUGGCGGCGGUGGCGGGCAACCUGCUGGCGCUCUUCAUCCUGGGCGUGGCCCAGAGGAGGAGGAGCUCCAAGCCGUCGGCGUUCUGCAUCCUGGUGACGGGGCUGGUGGUGACGGACCUGCUGGGCACCUGCCUGCUCAGCCCGCCCGUCUUCGUGUGCUACGCGCAGCAGCAGUCCCUGCUGGGGCUGACGGGCGACCGCUCGCUCUGCGACCUCUUCGGCUUCGCCAUGACCUUCUUCGGCCUGGCGCCCAUGUUCAUCCUGACGGCCAUGGCGGUGGAGCGCUGCCUGGCCGUGUGCCGGCCCUACCUGUACGAGCAGCUGGCGCGACGCUUCUUCACGCGCCUGGCGCUGCUGCUCAUCUACCUGUUCAGCGCCGCCUUCUGCCUGCUGCCCUUCGCGGGCGUGGGGCGCCACCGGCAGUACUGCCCCGGGACCUGGUGCUUCAUCGACAUGUCGGGCGGGCGGGGCGGGGCGGCGGGGCUGGCCUUCUCCCUGUCCUACUCCUCCCUCAUGGCGCUGCUCAUCGGGGUGGUGUUCGUGUGCAACGGCGCCGUGAUCGUCGCCCUGUGCCGGAUGCACCGGAGCCAGCGCACGCGCCGCGGCUCGGUGGUCUCGGGCCGCGGCGCGGGGUCCCGCCGCCGCGCCCUGGGCUGGUUCGGCCAGGGGGAGGAGGAGCUGGACCACCUGAUGCUGCUGGCCUCCAUGACGCUCAUCUUCGUGGUCUGCUCGCUACCGCUCACGAUCGCCGGCUUCAUCAACGCCGUCCGGCCGUUGGCUGACGACGAGGGCAACCUGACGGCGUUCCGCUUCCACGCCUUCAACCCCAUCGUGGACCCCUGGGUCUUCAUCAUCUGCCGCAAGUCGGUUCUGCGCCACUUCUACCUGCUGCUGCGCUGCCGCCUCGCACGCUGCGGCGUGAGGACCGCCGCGGCCAGCGCCCCGUCCUGCACGCCGGCCCGGUCCCAGCACCUUGGGGGCCCCGACCCGGCUGGCCGGCCCCUCACGGAGGGCUCCCCCCCCGGCCCGGGGUCCCGCUGCUGACCCGCGACCGGGGCUCUGGAGCUUAGCCCGUGAUGCUACUGUGAUGGAUCCCUCCGAGACCCCCGGCCUGCGUCCUGGUCCCCCGGCCUCCCUCUGCAGGAGGGGGGAUGGAUUUGUUUUGGGGUCCAGGUCAGAGAUCCGGGGGUGAUGAAUAUGUUGUCUCUGUGGACAGUGGCUGUCAGCUCAUGUGGGCCCUUGGUGACCAGAGGUGCUGGCCCUACGAGUGCCCAGCGGAGAGUGGAGCAUUCGGACGGCCAGGAGAAGACUCCUCACUGAGGUGAGGAGGCUGAAGAGGGGACAGGAGACUGAGGACUUCAACAGAACGUUCUGGAUGUUUGUAUUGGGAACUACCUAAUUGUAAAGUAUGACUCGCGAUUGUGUCACGGGGCACAGCACUUUAACCAGACUGAACCACUAACCUACUGUAAAAGACUAAUGUUGAACCAAGUCUCGCAUGCUGUAUACAACCCUCAUAGUGUAGAGCUUGUUGUCUGCGUGCAUGCUUAUACCAAACCCCCUGUAAGGCAACAAGACAGAAUCGCAUCCCGAUCCAUCUCCAGUGUUUUUGUGAGCCGGAAGUCCUGAGCUGACCCAUGGCUGCUGACUGAAGGAGAGGAGAUGUUAAGCCCAGCAGAACCUCUACAGCCAUGGUGACAUCAGGACUGGAAGGUGAUGCUGUGGGAGGCUGCUGGGUUAUUGAGAGGCCCAGCGAUACUGCCUGGGAGACCCUGAUACCAGGAGGGACACGCUUCAAUUAGGUCAAUCACUCUGAGGGGCCCACAAUGCAGCAUCAUUUCUAUAAAAUCCUAUCAUCAGACACAAAUCUAUUAUCAUGCAGACGCUUAUUGUAUUCAACGGAUCAAUAUUGUAUACUUCCCUCAGAAACAUUGAUCUCAAACCAAGCUACCCCUUGCUUCAGCCUUGAAUAUGUGAAGUGAAUUGUUUUGCUUUUGAAAACAUUUGUACUGCCAGAUCUGUGUGAUCUAAUGUCAAGGUGUUUGAUGUGCGAUGUUCUGUACUGACAUCUCCAGAGUGUGUGUUGUGAUUGCCAGACCACUGUUUGUAGAUCAUUUAAUAACCUUUGACCUUCAAACUUAUGCUGAGUGACCUUCUUUGAGUCAGCAGCGUUUCGUGACCUGCACAUUUGGUCGUUUGUCGUCGGUAUCAAUGCAUUCAUUUUUGUAAAAUAAUAAAUUAAGUUAUAAAACGUGAAUCUGCUUUGAUCCUGUGGGAUCAUUUAAGUUUACUUUUCUAUUUCCAGCAGUGUGCCGACCAAACCAAACUCUGCUCUUCCUUUAGUUAGCUUUUCUUUACAAGUGGGUCACUUCCAGCUUAAGUUUUCUUUUUGCGCAGGUUGGA
Gadus chalcogrammus (walleye pollock) is the source of this 3269-nucleotide messenger RNA. It is a transcript of the gene ptgir, whose product is annotated as prostaglandin I2 receptor. Gene Ontology annotation, biological process: adenylate cyclase-activating G protein-coupled receptor signaling pathway; inflammatory response; positive regulation of cytosolic calcium ion concentration. Gene Ontology annotation, molecular function: thromboxane receptor activity; prostacyclin receptor activity. Lineage: Eukaryota; Metazoa; Chordata; Actinopteri; Gadiformes; Gadidae. The coding region runs from base 786 to 1910 and encodes 374 amino acids. The record is from RefSeq and is a predicted model, not a curated record. The transcript has 2 exons. Gene Ontology annotation, cellular component: plasma membrane.